Danaus chrysippus (African queen) is the source of this 1149-nucleotide messenger RNA. The record is from the annotation of a GenBank genome assembly. NCBI's taxonomy places the organism in Eukaryota, Metazoa, Arthropoda, Insecta, Lepidoptera, Nymphalidae.
AUGAAAUUAUUAUUGUUAAUGGCAUUUUUGAUCUCGAUAUGGACGUCUACGAUUGCAAAACGACACAAAAAACAUAAAACCGUUAAGUUUGACGGUAACAGUACUGAUGACGUCACUCAAGACGUGGCAGUUAACGAAACAGAUUCAACCAUACAUAUGGAUUUAAAAGGAGAUCUCAGGAAGUUAUUCUUUGUGAUAAGUGCUGAAUCUAAACCGGAUUCUAAUACACUAUGCUCGCCAAUAUCAGCCAUUUUGCCGCUUGCUAAAUUGGCGUUGGGUGCUGAGGGGGACAGCUUGAAGGAGUUACUAUCAGCUAUAGGCAUUGGUGAACAGUUCAAGUCUCUCUUAAUGCAUCUACGAUACCUUCCCGGUGUAAGGCUCGACAUCGCUAGCAGGCUCUACGUGUCCCAGACCGCUCGUCUCAACCGAAAGUUUGUUGAUUUAUCACGAGAUAUAUUUGAAAGUAGUGCAGCCAAGAUUGACUUCAAUUUCCCUACGUACGUCGCCGAGGAGAUAAACGCUUGGGGUAGAUGGGAAACUCCGUUUGAAAGUGUUAAAAUCGGAACAUUUCACACAAUGACCACACAGAAAAGCACACAGAUGAUGUCUCUGAGUGGGGAAUUUAAUUAUACAUCCAGUGAAGCUCUGGGAUCUCAGAUAAUCAGCAUCCCAUACUCGGGAGGUCGUGCAUCCCUGGUGCUGGUUGUUCCUUUGUCCCGGACCGGUCUGCCGCCUCUCCUGAACGCCCUCAGACUCGCUCCCUGGAUGCUGAGAGCUGUCUUCGAUGAGAUGACCCACACGCGGGUACACAUCACCAUGCCGAAGUUCAGCGUCACCUCUGAACUUGACCUCGCUACUGCAUAUAAAAAGUUAGGCCUCAAAACAGUUUUCGAUCCGAACCUCUCAGGCCUGAUCAGGAUAAUACGAGAUGAGAAAGUACACAUUACAAACGCGAAACACAAAUGUUAUAUAGAAGUUAACGAAUACGGGACGGAGGCUGCAGCUUCUUCAGGUACACUAUUAAUGAAGCUGUCUCCUGCCAAGCCGAUAGAUUUCCACGCUGACCAUCCGUUCUUGUAUUUCAUAAUGGUGAAUGAUCAACAGUUAUUCUCCGGGACAUUCGUCGACCCAGAAACAAAAUCUCAUUAA